Molecule: messenger RNA, 3967 nt
Organism: Petromyzon marinus (sea lamprey)
Lineage: Eukaryota; Metazoa; Chordata; Hyperoartia; Petromyzontiformes; Petromyzontidae
Gene: COPB2
Product: coat protein complex I subunit beta 2
Biological process (GO): intracellular protein transport; intra-Golgi vesicle-mediated transport; endoplasmic reticulum to Golgi vesicle-mediated transport
Cellular component (GO): COPI vesicle coat
Molecular function (GO): protein binding; structural molecule activity
Source: RefSeq, a predicted model, not a curated record
CGGAUCCAUUUACUUGUGAACACAGUCACCGAAGUCUCGCGAGAGCUGGACCCGGUUACUUCCACGUCAGACAGUCUUGGUGGGGCCGCAUCAGCUGAGACGAAAUGCCGCUGCGACUGGAGAUAAAGCGCAAGCUAACAGCACGCUCAGACCGCGUGAAGUGUGUGGACCUACAUCCGAGCGAGCCAUGGAUGCUGGCCAGCCUCUACAAUGGCAGUGUGUGCGUGUGGAACCAUGAGACACAGACGCUGGUGAAGACGUUUGAGGUGUGCGACCUGCCAGUGCGCGCUGCCAAGUUUGUGGCUCGCAAAAACUGGAUGGUUGCUGGCUCGGAUGACAUGCAGAUCCGUGUAUUCAACUACAAUACGCUGGAGCGUGUGCACAUGUUCGAGGCUCACUCGGAUUAUAUACGCUGCAUCGCCGUGCACCCGAGCCAGCCCUUCCUACUCACCAGCAGUGAUGACAUGCUCAUCAAGCUGUGGGACUGGGAGAAGAAGUGGACGUGCUCACAGGUGUUUGAAGGCCACACUCACUACGUCAUGCAAAUUGUCAUCAACCCUAAGGACAACAACCAGUUUGCCAGCGCUUCACUCGACCGCACCAUCAAGGUGUGGCAGUUGGGUUCGUCCACCCCGAACUUCACCCUAGAGGGACAUGAGAAAGGGGUCAACUGCGUCGACUACUACAGCGGUGGCGAUAAACCUUACCUCAUCUCGGGUGCCGAUGACCGCCUUGUUAAAAUCUGGGACUACCAGAACAAGACGUGCGUCCAAACACUGGAGGGACACGCACAGAACGUGUCAUGCGUCUCUUUCCACCCCGAACUGCCCAUCAUCAUCACCGGCUCCGAGGACGGUACGGUGCGAAUCUGGCACUCAAGCACCUACCGUCUGGAGAGCACGCUAAACUAUGGCAUGGAGCGCGCCUGGUGUGUGUCUGGACUGCGUGGCUCCAACACCAUCGCCCUGGGCUACGACGAGGGCAGCAUCAUUGUCAAGUUGGGACGCGAGGAGCCGGCCAUGUCGAUGGACUCGAGCGGCAAGAUCAUCUGGGCGAAGCACUCUGAAGUGCAACAGGCCAAUCUGAAGGCCAUGGGCGAGGCGGAGAUCAAGGAUGGCGAGCGGCUGCCUCUGGCUGUCAAGGACAUGGGGAGCUGCGAGAUUUACCCACAGACUAUCUCGCACAACCCCAACGGCCGGUUCGUGGUGGUGUGCGGUGACGGGGAAUACAUCAUCUACACUGCCAUGGCUCUGCGCAACAAGAGCUUUGGCUCGGCGCAGGAGUUUGUCUGGGCCCACGACUCGUCUGAGUACGCUAUUCGAGAGAACAGCAGCACUGUGAAACUGUUCAAAAACUUCAAGGAGAAGAAAUCUUUCAAACCCGACUUUGGAGCAGAAGGAAUCUACGGGGGCUUUCUGUUGGGUGUGCGCUCCAUGAGUGGGUUGGCGUUUUUCGACUGGGAGAGCACAGAGCUCGUCCGACGCAUUGAGAUCCAGCCCAAAAAUAUCUUCUGGUCGGAUUCUGGUGAGCUGGUCGCCUUGGCAACGGAGGACUCCUUCUUCAUCCUGCGGUACCACUCGGAGAAGGUGGUGGCCGCACAGGAGACGCACCAGGGCGUUACAGAGGAUGGCGUCGAGGAUGCGUUCGAGGUGCUGGGCGAGAUCCAGGAGGUGGUGAAGACCGGCCUGUGGGUCGGGGAUUGCUUCAUCUACACUAACUCAGUCAACCGCCUCAACUAUUACGUGGGCGGCGAAAUUGUCACCAUUGCACAUCUGGACAGGACGAUGUACCUGCUUGGCUACAUCCCCAAGGACAACCGGCUGUACCUGGGCGAUAAGGAGUUGAACAUGGUGAGCUAUUCGCUGCUUCUGUCCGUGCUGGAGUACCAGACGGCCGUGAUGCGGCGCGACUUCGACAUGGCCGACAAGGUGCUGCCCACGAUCCCCAAGGAGCAGCGCACGCGCGUCGCUCACUUCCUGGAGAAGCAGGGAUUCAAGUCGCAGGCGUUGGCCGUAUCAUGUGACCCCGAGCACCGCUUUGAGUUGGCGCUGCAGCUCGGGGAAUUGAAGAUUGCGUACCAGCUCGCCACUGAGGCAGAGUCUGAGCAGAAGUGGAAGCAGCUGGCGGAGCUGGCGACGUCACGCUGUCAGUUCCAGCUGGCGCAGGAGUGCCUGCACCGUGCGCAGGACUACGGCGGCCUGCUUCUGCUCGCCACAGCCUCGUCGGACCAGGCCAUGGUGACGCGGCUCGCGCAGGGCGCCGAGCGCGAUGGCAAGAACAACGUCGCCUUCCUCUCCUACUUCCUGCAGGGGAACCUGGAUAAGUGUCUGGAGGUGCUGAUCAACACCAAUCGCCUGCCAGAGGCGGCCUUCCUCGCCCGCACAUACUUGCCCAGCGAAGUGUCAAGGGUAGUGAAGCUGUGGCGCGAGUCGCUGGCCAAGAGCAACCAGAAGGCGGCCGACUCGCUCGCCGACCCUACCGAGUACGAGAACCUCUUCCCGGGCCUGCGCGAGGCCGCCGCUGGCGAACUCUACCUGCGCACUACAUCUUCUACACGGCUUGCAUGCCAGUACCCCCUUGUGACGCCAAACGAAGAACGCAACGUUCUUGAGGAGGCUAAGGGCUACACGCCCAAAGAGACGACAGCUGCUAAACAGUUGGUUGUUGGUGUCAUUCAGGAAAAACCUUCAAUCGUGCAGGAGGAGGAAAAGGUGGAGGAGGUGGAAGAGGAGGUGGAGGAUGAUGUGGCAGCGGAGGAGCAGGGAGAAAACGACAAUGACCCUGAUGAUGAUGCUGAUGUUGUUGAGGACACGGAUAAAAAAAAUCUUGAAUUGGUCACCGCUAACAGCGAUGACUGCACACCCGGAGCUGGAGCCGAGGCAGCAGACAUCCACAAGAGUGAGCCUGUUGUUCUUUCAAAGGAGGAAAAGACGUUGCAGGAGCUGGAGGAAGACCUGGACAACCUGGAGAUUGACGAGAACAUCGAUACAUCCGACAUCAACCUCGACGAGGACUUUGAGUGACCUGGCGAACAUGACGACUUUGGUCUAGACUUGGAUGAUGUCAAUUUCUAAACAACGGGAGCUCAUACUUUCCAUAAUGGCUAAGCAUGUCACAAAUCGCCCCCCCCCCUCCCUCGCCAACCACCCCCGGCCUCAUAAUUCAGUGAAUUAUCAUGACUUGGAUUUCAUUCAUUUCAAGAAACAAUUUAUUAUUGUGUUGUAUAGAAUCUAUUAUGGCUACAGAGUUAUACAUCAACUAAAUACAACAAUGUAAACGAAUAAUCAAUUCCUAUGCACGCAAUCCGAUGCAUUGAUUGUGUGCAUAAAAGAUUCAAAUUAACGCCUCGCCACGUCUCUUAGCGGCACUCUUACACCGCAGCUGCAUUAAUCGUUUAUUAUUUUUGUAACAACAGAAAAAACAAGCUAUUAUUUUUCAAAACAUGGCAACCCUAUUAGCUAACGUAUGAUUCAUUUUCGAAUUUUGUAUCUUCCUAAAAAUAGAAAUAGACGUUCAGGCUAGUAGAUUUUCAAAUGUGUUCAAAUUAUUAGAUGUGGGGCAUAACAAUCUGCUGUUUUGUUAAGGGAGUUUCGGCGAAUGUACACUUCCUCAUGUUAACAAUAAUUUGUUGGCGUAUAUAAUUUUUUACUGCUAAUAUUGCAGCAUUUGACACAUUUACUUCGGUGAACAUUCUCAAUCGCACAUACAACCUAGUAUAAAUGAGGGGCCCAAUUCAAGUGUUGGCGAAAGUGCCUUUACGUACGAUUUUUCAUGGUUUGGCUGUUUCGUCAAGAAGGAAUAUGGCCUGUAGUGUAAAGGAACAUUAGUAAUCACUCUUGUGUAUUGCUACGAAAACCUGUUAAUAUGUUAAAAUGUAAACCACCGGUUUUCAUUUUUUGUUUAAAAUGAUGGCACCCCAAUAUACGUCUGCAUAUAGCUGUUAUAAUAAAGUGGUUUAUGUAUCUGA